Messenger RNA from Saccharomyces eubayanus, 1872 nucleotides. It is a transcript of the gene BEM4, whose product is annotated as Bem4p. The transcript has a single exon. The record is from RefSeq and is a predicted model, not a curated record. Gene Ontology annotation, molecular function: guanyl-nucleotide exchange factor activity. Gene Ontology annotation, biological process: positive regulation of GTPase activity. The coding region runs from base 1 to 1872 and encodes 623 amino acids. Gene Ontology annotation, cellular component: cytosol. Lineage: Eukaryota; Fungi; Ascomycota; Saccharomycetes; Saccharomycetales; Saccharomycetaceae.
AUGGAUUACGAAGAAAUUUUGUUCGGGUUGCAACCGAUUCUAAAUGCUUCUACAAUUAAAGAUGUUCCAAUGAACGAUGUUUACCUCGGAAGUUACUUAAUUGUAAUUGACCAAUUGGCCGUUUCAUUGAGAGAACCGAACAAUAGAAAUGUUGUUGGAAAAACUGGUUUGCUAGCAAAUCUGGUGCGGAUUCUAGAACAAGCUCUGGAUCACUGCCUUCACGAUGAGAAUACCUCAGAUAACGAUAAGCUAGCAUUCUUCAAAAUCGUUUCUGAGCUGAUCAGAUGUGUUGCCAAUGCGAUGAUUGACAAUGAUGAUAAUAGAGACGUUGUUCUAUCCGUGGGAAAGAACAUACUGUUUUCUUAUUAUAUAGGUGGAAUACUGAAAUUGAAUCAAAUAUCCCUUGACGACACGGACGAUAGACUAUUAAAUGACCUGCAAAUGAGAUCAGUUGCACUAUUAAGAAAUUUUUGUGCUGGAGGUGAAAGCUAUAUGGAAAAAAUAGCUACCUUCAUCAGAGGUCCAAUAUUUAGUAUGUUAAAGACGACACAGUAUACCUAUCUGGCGUCGUCUGAUCAAGUUACAUUGGGAACGGAGCUACUGAGUGAGCUCUUAAAGUUCCACUACAAAAAUGUUCAAAUUAGCGAUUUGUUCUUUUUGAGUCAGUACAUUAAAAAAAUCUCCUCUAAAGUGCAAAACAUUGAACUACCACCAAUAGAAGAUGAAGCGCUCGUAGCCAGUACCGAAGUUCAACAGAACCUCGCUAAUGAGGAAAGUGAUGAUGAAACCAAUAUCAACCUUGCAUUGGUAUUGGACCUAUCAACAUGUUUGGAAACUAUUGUAGCAAAGGAUGAAGAUAUAAACUUCUCUGGUGAAGAAGAGGUUGUUUUGAACAUACAAAAAAACAUACUCGCAUCAUUAGACUGUUUGGCACCGAAAACUUUCAAUAAUAAACUGAUUGUAAUGAGAAGACUUGUAUCGUGUGCUGGAAACAUAUCUGCUAAUUUGACUACUUCAAACAAAAAGGAGCAGCCUUUGUGCAUCGAAACCAUCAAGAACUCCACAAAUAGUUACACUUUGGCUGCAUCUUUGAUUAUUCUAUCUAACUCAAUUGCAUGCAAAGCCGACGCUGAUGCUCUGAUGAAACUCGUAUCCUUUGGUGAGUUAAUUCAAGCUGGCAGUAUAUUCAAGGACCCAGUGCAAUAUCAAGGGUUUUUAGAUCUAACAAGAAAGCUGUUAAACUUAGAAAAUGCUAUGUGGUUAGAUGCUAAAGAUUUAGUUGCUUUAUUUCAAACAAUGAAAAACUGCCACGAACAAACUAAAUUUUUUAGCAACUUGUUACCGUUAUUAACACAUUUACUAAACAAAGUUCUAACCGUGCUGCCAAGCUCAAAACUACAAAGUUUGGUAAGCAGUGAUCGGACAAUUAUUACUUUUAUCACAGAACAUGGAACAUUGACAUGCUGCAUUGCAAUGGAUAAACUCUUGGUGUCCAAGACAACCUGUUCUACCGAAGUGUUGAAGCCGUUAUGGGACACGAUCUUCAAAUUUCAAAAUCCAGGCCAAUCGGAACAGCUAUCAAUUUCAGAUUUAUUUCACAUUACCAAAACUGUUGGAAUUUAUUUGAGAAAUGUAAGCGCGGCAAAUGAUGCCAGCCCCAUCGAAAAUAUACUGUUUAUGAAUUACAUUCAAAAGUUGAUUUUGAUGCUAGAAACUAUACUUUCGUUCAAAAAUAACGAAGACAAAGGUAGCGAAAGCUGUUUCAAUAACGGAAAGUUCAUUGCGGGUAUGAUAUUAAACCUAGUCAAAGGUACCGAAUAUUUGACACCAGAAGAGACCAAACUAGAGACGCUAGCAAAACUGUUUUUUUAA